AUGUUGAAGCGUUCUUUUGGUUUCAAGGAUCGUGCCGGCAAGGCUACCAAGCCUGUCAAGAGAUCAUUCCGUGAUGAUGCAAAGUUGAAGUUGAUGGAGCAGCUUUCUCAGCCGUCCAGUCCGCCGUGUGCUGCCCAAGCCUCACCCAGGCUCAACAGUGCCAUAGUCACCAUAGUGGUAGGCAAGGACCAACGUCUGUUCGCUGCCCACGAAGACGUCCUAAACACCUCGCCCUUCUUCCAGUCGGCAGCAAAGGACGCCCUCUACACUUCUUCCUCGCACUCAUCCCGCCGCAUCUUCCUCCCCGACGAAGAAGCAGAGACCUUCUCCGCCGUCCUCGAAUUCAUGUACAAAGGCGAUUACUUCCCACGUCUCCUCCACGACCGCAGAAGAAACAUCUGGGUACUCGAAUCCAUCGACGACAUCUCCCCCAAAUACCAAGGCAGAGGCAACUCCGACACCGUCACCACCUUUAGCGUCAAAGUCAAUGGAUUAAUCUUGCGAGAUACGGCGAUUUACUGCCUGGCUGAGCGAUUUGGGCUUGAAGAGCUCAAGAAGCUAUCUUUGCGUAAGCAAGGCUUGCAGUCGGGUAUUGAAGUAGCCACUAUCUUGCGCAGUGCAAGAUUUGCAUAUGAUAACACUCCAGAGACUGAUUCGAGGUUGCGUGCGCAUUACCUUGCUUUGAUUAUUCGCAGCCGCAACACUUUUAAGCGUAGUGGUACUAUGCAGGUGGAGAUUGAGAGUGGUGGUCGCAUGUUCUUUGAUCUGUUUGUGGCCAUGGCGAAUCAUAUUGAUGAUUUGACUGAAUUGAAAGACACUCGCCCUUCUCGUGUCGCUUGAUUCAUCCUUCGCUGUGACCUUCGUCUCUCAGGUCAAGCUUGCUUCCAGGAAUCCAUUUUCUCGACAUCCUUCUAUCACAUCACCACCUACCAGAAACCCCAAGCC
Messenger RNA from Aureobasidium subglaciale EXF-2481, 945 nucleotides. RefSeq lists its product as uncharacterized. Gene Ontology annotation, molecular function: protein binding. NCBI's taxonomy places the organism in Eukaryota, Fungi, Ascomycota, Dothideomycetes, Dothideales, Saccotheciaceae. The transcript has 3 exons. The record is from RefSeq and is a predicted model, not a curated record. The coding region runs from base 1 to 840 and encodes 279 amino acids.